GAGAGAGAAGAGGGGGAGGCACAGAGAAAGAGACGACAGAUAAACAGAAGGAGGCCAGAUCAAUAACAACGUGGGACCGGCCUUGAACAUGGGCCAGCAGCACCCUUACCCUGCACUCAGCCAGCUGGCUCACGUCUACGAGCAGCAGCAGCAACAACAACAGCAGCAGCAGCAACAGCAAAACAAGGAUCUCAACAAGUACGCUUCCCUAAAGGCCGUGGCUGCCAAAUACAACGGUGAACUCUACAACAAGCGACGGCUGAUGGUGGAGCUACCGACGAAAGGUGGCCUUCCUCUGCAGCCAAUGGGCAACUCCAGACCCUCCAUGGGCAACAUAACGUCGAUGACUCCCCCAAUGACCACAAACCCCAUGGCUUCUAACCCCAUGACCUCCAACCCCAUAAACCCCACCAUCACCCAGAUGACCCCAAUGACAUCUAUGACGCCGAUGACAUCUAUGACACCCAUGACCUCAAUGACGCCCAUGACCUCCCUCACCCCUAUGACCUCCAUGACUCCUAUGACCUCCAUGACCCCAAUGACCUCACUGGGUCCACUGACUCCAGAGCCAGUGGCUACCUAUAUCACUGAGAUGCCCAGCAUUUCCUCCGUCUCCACCCUCCCAACAGAACGGCACAUAGCGGGCACUGGGGGAAGUGGACUGAAGCCCAACGGCCAGAAACCCAAAAGCAGCCACGGCCACGCUGCCCACGGCUCUCAUAGUGCACACACUCAUGCUCAUAGCCACAGUAGCAAGCCACCAGGACUGGGGGCGACCUCCCUGGCGCACAUGGCAGGGACCAUGCCAGGUGGCACGUCCCUGGGCAUCUCUAGGGCCGCUGAUAUGGCCAUUGGCUCCACCUCGGCUACAAUGGGCCGCCCAUUGGCAUACAGUUCCAACACCAUUGCAGCAGGGCAUGCAAUGGGGCUGGGGCUGAAGGGCUGGGAUGGGACCGAGACAGUGGGCCGGCGGAAGACCUACGGGCACAAGAGGCCUCAGUGUACCGUGCUGGAGCCGAACCAGCUUCACGGAACGAGAGGGCAGAGCCACAGCCAACACUUCCUUCCCACACAGCCCUACUUUGUGACCAACAGCAAGACAGAGGUGACUGUGUGAGUGAGGAUGUGAAGGAGAAAAAAGAGGGGAAGGAUGCAUGUGGAGUGGUGGCAUAAGUAAUCUCUGAGUGGAGACACCAAUUCCUGCAGUGGUUGAGGGUGCAGGUUUAUUUGUGUUGUGUGAAGGCUUGUUGGUACUGAGGAGUGACUGUCACAAUUUUGUGGUGGGACAGUGUCACCAUGUCUGAGUGGUCCUUGUGUCACAAACAGAACGUUCACAAAUUAAAUCACUGAAUAGACCUUUGUUGUCGAGUACAAGGUGGUGGCAUCUGUAAUCAAAACAGAGUAUACAGAGCAGGGGCGUCUGUACACAUGUGGUGAUAUUAGAGUGUUGUCUCACAGCUAAUAUCUACUCAGUAAAGAUAACAAUACCUGUGCAUUACAGUGCGACAACACACAGCUAAUAAAAAUGGGAAACUGCUGAUAAAAAUGGAUUUUAUGAACCAAACCCGAGAAGCAAUAUAAGGGAAUAAGAGCAAAGCACUGAAGUAUCGUGGGAAAGGAGAAACACAGCCAGUUUACCCACAAACGAAAGCUCAUCUGCCCAUCAAAGGCUUGAAUGGCUGGGAAGAAAAAUCAUUCCCUUGAUGAUUCACCCGCAAAUCUUUUGAGGGCUUUGAAACAGACACACGAUGAGGGCGCUGGGCUUUGGACUGCAGAGAUGCAGGUCUUUGUACUGUGCUAUUCAGAAGCGCCUUCAUAAACUCUGCAGCUGAAGGUCGCUCUUUUCCACAUGGCCCCAGCAAAAGAGAAUGGAGGCUGUCGCACUGGCAUUGUUCUGUUCUGAUCUAGUCGUGUGUGCUGACAGCUGACCCAGAGGAGGUUAUAUGGAGGCAGGGAGGCAGCAUCUGGAUGAUGCUGCAGCAGCUAGCAGAGGCUCCUUGGAGCGUCACACUCGUACACAGACAAACAUGCAGACACCUGUUCUCAUGCAAAAACACAGAAACACAACACACUGAUAUGGGUUCUGGAAUAAUGAUCUACAAACUUAGAAUUUAGAAAAUAGCUGAAAAUCUGUGUAAAUUGUUUUUGGACAGGUCAGGGUUUCCCCCCAAAUUUGUAAGAGUUAAGUAGAAUUACAGCCAAUCAAUCAAUCAAUCAAUCAGUCACUCAAUCAAUAACCUCCUUAUAGGGCUGGGUUGUAUAACGAUCUCAAAACAUUAUUGCAACUAAAAACAUUUGGCCAUUAACAAUAGGAUUUUAAUAUUUUUUCUUGAUACAGGUACAGACAAAAAACAAAAGGCAACACCCACAAAGCACUAGUGGCAGAUUAGUUUUGUGUAGUUAAAUCUUCACAUAGUGGGGAAAAAAACUAACCAAACAAACUAACAAACAAAAAAACUCUGCAGAGAAUUUGAUAACAGACAGCAUUCAUGAUGCAUUCAGGGCCCCUUGUAAAAAAAGAAAAUUCCUCAUUUUGAACAGCACAGACAAAACAUUGCAAUCAUGUACCCCCUGUGCAUUUAUAAAUCUAUACUAAUGUGACCACACAGUAAAGACAGUUAUAUUUAAAAUCCUGUGUUUAGCAAAUGAAGCAUCUUCCUUUGGCUUUCAUGCAUUCCUAGGACACUAUGAUAGAUUGAGAUCAAUAUGGGGAAAAAUAUUGUGAUCAUGUUUUGCUAUAUUGUCCAGCCCUACUGAUAUAUUCAACAACAGUCAUUAUUGCCUAAAAAUUAUUGGAAACACUUUAAGGUGUAAAAAAAUGAUUUCAUUUUAUUUUUCCCACUAUCAAUAAGUGACUUUUGUUGUAGGAGCUAAUAUAGUUGUAUAUUACAUCAGAUUAAGGCUGACACAUUAAGAACAUAUAAGUAUGUAAGGACAGCCAGAGCACUGUUAAGUCCAAAAUUAUUCUUGGUGGACCAAAUGUAAAAUAACAUUUCUCCUAUACAGUGAUACUUCUGCAUUAGAGAUUCUUCUGCUAUUGUCGUAAACAAGAAGCGACUGUAAAAAAAAAAA
This is a messenger RNA of Sphaeramia orbicularis (orbiculate cardinalfish), 3072 nucleotides long. RefSeq names its product protein shisa-9B-like. Gene Ontology annotation, cellular component: AMPA glutamate receptor complex; dendritic spine membrane; postsynaptic density. Lineage: Eukaryota; Metazoa; Chordata; Actinopteri; Kurtiformes; Apogonidae. Gene Ontology annotation, biological process: regulation of AMPA receptor activity; regulation of short-term neuronal synaptic plasticity. The record is from RefSeq and is a predicted model, not a curated record. The transcript is spliced from 3 exons. The coding region runs from base 89 to 1117 and encodes 342 amino acids.